AUGCCACUCAUCAACAACAAAGUGGGUGACGAUGGCACUACCAGUUCACCAAAGACUCUGGAAGAGGGGAAGGUUCUUAUCGACUCACUCAUAAAGGUGGUGGCAUGUUACCGCCACCUGGCCUCGUGUGUGGGUGGGUGCACGGACAGCUUGCACCUGCGUGACGAGCUGCGGCUAACGCGGGAGAAGGCCCAGAAGUUAGCGGUGGCCAGCCGUCACCACCUCACGGCACGGCUACGGGAUAAGACACUGCCCCAGGAGGAGAGACAGGAGAUGGAACUGCUCUGGGUGGCCUUCACCUCCAGUCUGGAACUCCUCCACGCAGACAUGUGCAAAGUCUUCAACAUGGGUUCCAACUUCUCCCUGAUCAAUAACAACACCUUAGUGCAGACUGGCAUACAAGGGGAAACCAGCGAGGUGACAGCGCGGGCCCUCAGCCUGGCAGACCUGACCCGCGCCGAGGACCAGGUUCCUGCCAUCCUGGAGGAUCUGGAGCAGAGCCAGCUGGAGGAGGAGAUCGCCCAUGUGGAUGUCAUGCUGGAGGACAUGGAGGAGAAGGUCAACGUCCUGCGUUGGAUGGUGGAGGCCCGCGGGCCCCAGUACGUCGAACCGGCCAGCACGGACAGCGCCUCGUUGGGCCUCUUGUCCACGGACGAGGAGGCAGGUCCCCAAAGUCAGCAGUGCUGCGAGCGCAGCCAGGUUUUCAUGGUGCUGGUGCUGUGCAGCGUGGCAGUGGUGAUGGUCGUGCUGUCCGUCUGCGUGGUCUAUCUCUCAUGA
Molecule: messenger RNA, 777 nt
Organism: Salvelinus namaycush (lake trout)
Lineage: Eukaryota; Metazoa; Chordata; Actinopteri; Salmoniformes; Salmonidae
Product: regulator of G protein signaling 9 binding protein
Exons: 3
Coding region: 1-777 (258 amino acids)
Biological process (GO): G protein-coupled receptor signaling pathway
Cellular component (GO): neuron projection
Source: RefSeq, a predicted model, not a curated record